CUACCACCUGGUCGGGAUCAGCUUCUUCAUUUUGGGUCUGGGCACCCUCCUCCCCUGGAACUUCUUCAUUACCGCCAUCCCGGUGAGACCCGCGGCCGAUGGGCAACCGCAUGGCCACAAACCUCCUUCCCUCCAGUCGUCUUGGACUGCGGUUCAGGAGCCGCUUUCCUCACCAGGCCACCUACUACAACUCAGCUGUCAGCGAAAGCACCAGACUCAUAGAGGGAACCGCCUCUCGCCUGGCCAGGCAAACUUUUAGGAAUGUCCAGAUCCCAGAGGGGCAGGGCCAUCAACGCAGGGAAUUUGACUAGCAAAGGAGCUACCAUCCCAUGUCCUUUGUCGCUAUUUCUGGCCACUCACUCCAAAAGUGUUUUUUUCAAGCCUUUGGCUUUCUUUGCAAUGACACGAAUUACAUUCAUUCAACUAAUACGUAAUGGGCAACUACUGUAGACUAGGCAUUGCAGAUGUGGAGGAACCGUAAGGGAGGAAGGCCCUAUUCCCCAAAGCAUGCAUUCUUUUAUGGAAAGGCAGAAAUAUAUAGCUUGUGUUUUCUUUGGGAUAGGGUUAUUCAAAGAUAUUCAGGGGGUUAACUUCCCAGGUGUCUGUGGAAUACCUAAAUCAGUGCUGGACCCUGGAUACCAAGAUGAAUCAGCUACUGAAUUUGAGAUCCACAGAGCCUGGGCUAUUAAUAAUGUAACAUGACACAUGCCAUUCCAUUCCAGCCUGAAGCAGAGUGCUAAGGGCUCUCAGAAGAACUUUCUCCUGCUUCAAAGAAGAGACUUGUAAACUAGGAAAUGAACAGACAAAGGGUGGGGGGAAUUCAGAGUGGAGGUAAAGAAGACCCUAUUUAGAGAAAGAUCUGGGGCCUACAGCUUACCAGAAUGGAGCAGAAGACAGACAAAAAAAGGAGUCUGAGAUCUGAUUCUAAAGGAUCCAAACACAUGAGGUCUGCCUCGCAGGCCAUGGGCAGUUCAAGCAGAAGAGUGCUGGGAUAUGUGUGCCCGAGAGAAUGUAUUGGCUUAAUACCUACGCUGGAGCCUGGCACACAUACUUCCAGGGGCGGUUGGCAGGGACCAACAGCAGCGCUGAGACCCCGAGCACCAACCACACCAGUCCCACAGACACCUUCAACUUCAACAACUGGGUGACACUGCUGUCCCAGCUGCCUCUACUGCUCUUCACGCUCCUCAACUCCUUCUUGUAUCAGUGCAUCCCUGAGUCGGUGCGUAUUCUGGGCAGCCUGCUGGCCAUACUACUGCUCUUUGCCCUGACAGCAGCGCUGGUGAAGGUGGAUUUGAGCCCCGGGCUGUUCUUUUCCAUCACCAUGGCAUCCGUCUGGUUCAUCAAUUCCUUCUGUGCAGUGCUUCAAGGCAGCCUCUUUGGGCAGUUGGGUACCAUGCCUUCUACCUACAGCACCCUCUUCCUCAGUGGCCAGGGCCUGGCUGGGAUCUUCGCUGCCCUUGCUAUGCUCACGUCCUUAGCCAGUGGCGUGGACCCCCAGACCUCUGCCCUUGGGUACUUCAUCACACCCUGUGUGGGCAUCCUCCUCUCCAUCAUAUGUUACCUCAGUCUGCCCCAUCUGAAGUUUGCCCGUUACUACCUGACCAAGAAGCCUCAGGCCCCAGUUCAGGAGCUGGAGACCAAAGCUGAGCUCCUCGGAGCUGAUGAGAAGAAUGGGAUUCCUGUCAGCCCCCAGCAGGCAGGCCCAACUCUGGAUCUUGACCCAGAGAAGGAGCUGGAGCUGGGGCUGGAGGAACCACAGAAGCCAGGAAAACCUUCGGUCUUUGUCGUCUUCCGGAAGAUCUGGCUGACGGCGCUGUGCCUUGUGUUGGUCUUCACAGUCACCCUGUCGGUCUUUCCUGCUAUCACAGCCAUGGUGACCACCAGCUCCAAUAGCCCCGGGAAGUGGAGUCAGUUCUUCAACCCUAUCUGUUGCUUCCUGCUCUUCAACGUCAUGGAUUGGCUGGGCCGGAGCCUGACUUCCUACUUCCUGUGGCCAGAUGAGGACAGCCAGCUGCUGCCCCUGCUGGUGUGCCUGCGCUUCCUGUUCGUGCCCCUCUUCAUGCUGUGUCAUGUGCCCCAGCGUGCCCGGCUGCCCAUCAUCUUCUGGCAGGAUGCCUACUUCAUCACAUUCAUGCUGCUCUUCGCCAUUUCCAACGGCUACUUCGUGUCUCUCACCAUGUGUCUGGCACCCAGGCAGGUGCUGCCGCAUGAGAGGGAGGUGGCCGGAGCCCUCAUGACCUUCUUCCUGGCCCUGGGACUCUCCUGCGGAGCCUCUCUCUCCUUCCUCUUUAAGGCUUUACUCUGAGGACCACCGCACUCCACAGUCCUCCCUCACUGCUGCUUCUGGAGCUGGACAUUCCCGGGGAAGGACCUCUGCUAUACCGGGUCUCUUGGUCUGUGGGUGCCAGGAGGGGGCAGAAACUACCUUGGCUGGUAGCCACAUUGCAUAUGGUGAGGAAGAAUCCACCAUCGGUCCUUCUGCCCCUCAGCUAGCAGUAAACUGGACAGAGAGACAUGGAUCUCACUGAGAUGCACAGAAGAUCACAUUGGAAGGCACCCGUCCAGGGAAAGAGGGCACAGGGCCGGGGCCCGAGCCCUUCACUGCCAUCCGGACUAUAUCUGUUCAUCAAACCACCCACUGACCCCAGGGAGCAAAGCCACCUAUAGGUCUUGCUUAGAACACCCUGAUGGUCUCUACCUCGGCUCAGAGUGGGAACUGGGCCCAGCUCCAGAGCAACAACUUCCCCCUCUCACCCACAAGGCCCUGGGUAGGGCAUGAAGUGUUGUGGAAAUUGAGGGGAAGACAAAAAGGCCUCUGUGAGGCCUUUAGGACAAGCUGGGCAGGGAUCAUCCCCAGGUGGGAUUCGACUGGUCUAUGGAAGAGUAAGGCUACGGCCUUCAUCUCCCUCCUAGAAGGUGCUGACCCUGUGGCCCACCGCUUGCUUCAUUCCUCAAAGGUCUCCAGAGAGGUGCCCAGAGCACUUGCUCCCAUCUCCUCACCCCAUUUCUCCUCACUCUGUUCCCGCAUCCAGUAAAAAGUGUUCAUUUCUA
Molecule: messenger RNA, 3054 nt
Organism: Rattus norvegicus (Norway rat)
Lineage: Eukaryota; Metazoa; Chordata; Mammalia; Rodentia; Muridae
Gene: Slc29a2
Product: solute carrier family 29 member 2
Biological process (GO): adenosine transport; nucleoside transmembrane transport
Cellular component (GO): apical plasma membrane; membrane; basolateral plasma membrane
Molecular function (GO): uridine transmembrane transporter activity; nucleoside transmembrane transporter activity
Source: RefSeq, a predicted model, not a curated record